UUAUGUUUUAAAUUCUGAAAUGGGAGAAGAAGGCCAUCUUGAAUUGCCCAUAAACUCGGAGGAUUCUUCAAUUAAAGAAGAUGAGGAGCUACGUAUGUUUCGGGGUGCACUAACUUUGGGAAAUUUAAUUGAUGCUCUUGAGGCUUACGAUGGAUCACCUGUUAUCUCUUUGCAUUCUGGUUUAAAUCGUCAGCUAUUUAUAUAUACAAGACCAGUCUUAACUGUUGCACGGCAAAACAAACAGUGGGUCUUAGAACCACCUUUUGAUCAUCCUCUUAGAAAUGUUCAAAUUGAUGAGGCUGUUGCAAGUUGUGAAGCAUCGGAACGAACACGAGUCGACAAUAAAAGGUUGGUGCUUAUACGCAGAGGACAGGCAGCACAAGCGGAUCGCCUGCGCCCGAAGGUAGCUGCACAUGUCGGACUCAGUAUCUACUUUACAGCUUAUUUUGCUAGUUGUCGUGAUUUAUUCGUACAAGUUUGUUUAAAAUUUCUAAUUAAAAGAUUUAUAAAAAUUUUAAUUCAGUGGCGCCCAGAUUCUACUGAAAAUCAGAAUGGACGUCAUGACGCCUAA
Messenger RNA from Meloidogyne enterolobii, 571 nucleotides. NCBI's taxonomy places the organism in Eukaryota, Metazoa, Nematoda, Chromadorea, Rhabditida, Meloidogynidae. The record is from the annotation of a GenBank genome assembly.